GCAGCAGCGCGAGCUCUCGCGAGAGCGGCCUCAGCUCUCUCCCAAGAGCAGCGCGGCGGGAGCGCGAGCUCUCGCGACAGCGGGCGCGAUCUCGAAGCCGGCGCUGGGAGGCGGCGAACAUGGCGCGCUCGGGGCCGUCCUGGAGCCGCCUGGACAGGCAGCAGGAGCGGGACGUGCGCGAGCUCGUCCGCAGCGUGGCGGGCCUUCGGGACGAGGCGGACCCCAACUUCCAGCUCUCCCUGCACUUCGCCUGGUCCAACUUCAGAUUUCACCGUUUUUUGGAUGUCAACAGCCACAAAGUAGAAAAGACAAUAGAAGGAAUUUACGAAAAAUUCAUCAUUCAUUCUGAUCUCAGCAAAGCUGCCAGUUGGAAGAGAUUAACUGAAGAGUUUCUCAACGCCUCCCUUCCAAGCAUAAAGGAAGUAAAGACAGAUGCACAUUAUUCAAUACUGUCACUUCUUCUGUGUCUGUCUGAUUCUCCAUCAAACAGCAAUUAUGUGGAAACACCAAGAGAUAAAGAAGUGGAAAAGAAAGAUGAUUUUGACUGGGGAAAAUACUUGAUGGAAGGUGAAGAAGUCGACCUUAGUCCGAAUGUAGACACACCGAAUUGGUCUGAAGAAAGUGAAGGUGAAGAUGACCCACAGCCCUUAAGCAGAGAGGACUCUGGGAUUCAGGUGGAUAGGACGCCGUUAGAAGAACAGGAUCAAAGCAGAAAACCAGGGCCUCGUGUCCUCUGGAGAGAUGAGCCUGACGUCCGAAGCUGGCUGGAACAGCACGUGGUCCGUCAGUACUGGACAGCCCGGUCCUCGAGCUUUCCUCAUAGUUUACAUUUGCACUCCAACUUAGCUGCUGUCUGGGACCAACACUUGUACAGCAGCGACCCGUUAUACGUUCCAGACGACAGAGUUUCUGUCACUGAGACGCAGGUUAUUCGGGAAACCCUAUGGUUGCUUUCUGGGGUAAAAAAGCUAUUUAUAUUUCAGUUGGUAGAUGGGAAGGUAACUGUGAGAAACAACAUUACAGUAACUCACUUGACACAUAGCUGUCUACGGUCGGUGCUGGAGCAGGUGGCAGCGUAUGGCCAGGUCGUGUAUCGGCUCCAGGAGUUCAUCGAUGAAGUCAUGGGGCACAGCUCUGCCAGCACGCUACCUGGGCACAGCUCCGGCCUUCAGAAGCUGCCUGAAGCUCCCUUUAGAACCUACCAGGCUUUCAUGUGGGCCCUGUACAAGUACUUCAUUAGUUUCAAAGAGGAACUUACAGAAAUCGAGAAGUGUAUCAUCAAUAACGACACUACGAUAACUCUUGCAAUAGUAGUGGAGAAGUUGUCACCUCGACUGGCUCAGCUCAAGGUUCUGCACAAAGUGUUUAGUACUGGAGUAGCAGAAGUCCCACCUGACACUCGGAAUGUCGUUCGGGCAUCUCACCUACUUAACACACUGUACAAGGCCAUCCUUGAAUAUGACAGCGUUGGAGAAGCCUCUGAGCAAACCGUCUCCCUGCUGUUCUCUCUCUGGGUGGAGACGGUGCGGCCCUAUCUACAGACGGUGGACGAGUGGAUAGCACACGGGCGCCUGUGCGACGGCGCCAGGGAGUUCAUCAUCCAGAGAAACAAAAACGUUCCAGUAAAUCACAGAGACUUUUGGUAUGCAACUUACACGCUAUACAGUGUAUCGGAAAAGACAGAAAAUGAAGAAAAAAUGAGCGAUAAUGCUAGUGCAAGUUCUGGCAGUGACCAGGGGCCCCCCAGCAGGCAGCACACCAUGGUGUCCUUCCUCAAGCCCGUCCUGAAGCAGAUCAUCAUGGCUGGCAAGUCCAUGCAGCUGCUGAGGAACCUGCGGGUGGCCGAGAGCGCCACAUGCCCGGCCACGGCCAGAGAUGCAGAGAGAAAAAGCUUAUAUACCCUUUUUCUGGAGUCUGUCCAGUCACGUCUUCGGCACGGAGAAGAUGCCAUGGCACAGGCCCUCACUGAGAAGCAGGCGGCCAGAGAGAGCCUGGUGAGGAUGCAGUCCAUCGCUGAAAGGCACCGCGAGCUGGACGAUGUGCACGACCCGCUGCUGGCAGUCAACUUUGCAAGGUUGUACUUGGAACAGAGUGACUUUCACGCGAAAUUUGCUGGUGGAGAUGUGUGUAUGGAUAGGUCAUCUGAAUCUGUGACGUGCCAGACUUUUGAACUCACGCUGAGAUCUUGCCUCUACCCUCAUAUUGACAAGCAGUAUCGAGACUGCUGUGGAAACCUCAUGCAGACGCUGAAAAGAGACUAUAGGUUGGUUGAGUACUUGCAGGCCAUGAGAAAUUUUUUUUUAAUGGAAGGUGGAGAUACCAUGUAUGACUUCUACACAUCAAUUUUUGAUAAAAUAAGAGAAAAGGAAACCUGGCAAAAUGUGUCUUUUCUUAAUGUGCAGCUUCAAGAAGCAGUAGGACAACGUUAUCCUGAAGACAGUUCACGUCUAGCUAUAUCUUUUGAAAAUGUUGACACAGCUAAGAAGAAAGCCCCCGUUCACGUGUUAGAUGGCCUGACGCUGAGCUACAAGGUUCCAUGGCCUGUGGACAUCGUUAUAAGUUUGGAAUGCCAAAAAAUUUAUAAUCAGGUGUUCCUUCUCUUAUUGCAAAUAAAGUGGGCAAAAUACAGUCUGGAUGUUUUACUAUUUGGUGAACUGGCUAGUGCCGCCGAAAAACCGCACUCCAAAGAAGCACUGUUACGUGAGCGGGACACGGCCGCCCCGUUCGGACCACACGAGGAGCCAGUGAGACAGCGGAUUCACCGUAUGUUCCUCCUGAGAGUGAAGCUCAUGCACUUCGUGAACAGCUUGCACAACUACAUCAUGACCAGGAUUCUUCACAGUACAGGGCUGGAGUUUCAACAUCAAAUCGAGGAAGCCAAGGAUUUAGAUCAAUUGAUUAAAAUUCACUACAGAUACUUGUCAACCAUCCAUGAUCGAUGUCUGCUGAGAGAAAAGGUCAGCUUUGUGAAGGAAGCCAUCAUGAAGGUGUUGAACCUGGCGCUGUUAUUUGCGGACGGCUGGCAGGCGGGCCUGGGGGCUUGGCAAAUGGAGUCUAUCGAGAAAAUGGAGUCUGAUUUUAAAAACUGCCAUAUGUUUCUUGUGACCAUUUUAAACAAAGCCGUCUGUAGAGGGUCCUUUCCCCACUUGGAAUCUCUAGCCCUGUCACUCAUGGCCGGCAUGGAACAAAGUUAACUACCUCAGACUCAGUCUUCAUGUAUAUACAUCUCCACUCCAUGUAACCGAGAAGUAAGAAUUGUUUUAUUGAGGUUCAUUUUUAAAACUUGUCUGUCGUCUUGACAUGUGGAUGUGUAGCUGUUUUCUCUGAAGCUUAUUGGAUAGUGUAGGGUUAUGUGUCUAAAAUUCUGUCAAUAAUGAAAAGUGUAUAUAAGCUGUUUAUACUUAAAUUUCCUCCUGCAAGUUAUAGAUUUAUGGUAUUGAUACCUUCAGAUGUGAAUUAUAUCAUUUUUGAACAUGUAAUUGUUAAUAUUAAAAAUAAAUUACAGCACUUAAAAUUU
Molecule: messenger RNA, 3517 nt
Organism: Pteropus alecto (black flying fox)
Lineage: Eukaryota; Metazoa; Chordata; Mammalia; Chiroptera; Pteropodidae
Gene: TUBGCP5
Product: tubulin gamma complex associated protein 5
Exons: 23
Coding region: 120-3194 (1024 amino acids)
Biological process (GO): meiotic cell cycle; microtubule nucleation; spindle assembly
Cellular component (GO): spindle pole; gamma-tubulin complex; centrosome
Molecular function (GO): gamma-tubulin binding; microtubule minus-end binding
Source: RefSeq, a predicted model, not a curated record